AUGGGUGUGAGGCAUGUGAUGGGUACAGGAACUUAUCUGGGGCGUCCAUCUAUGGUUGGAAGAAGAAAGAAAGCAAUAUUUUCCUUUAUCAAAGAUAGGAUAUGGAAAAGAAUCAACUCUUGGAGGGGUAGACCGUUGUCCAAGGCAUGCAAGGAGAUUAUGAUUAAAUCCGUCCUUCAAGCAAUCCCGUCCUAUGGUAUGAGUGUGUUUAUUUUACCGGAUACCCUAGUAGAGGAUAUUGAGAAGAUGCUUAAUGCUUUCUGGUGGGGAGGAGCUAGUAACAAUAAAGGAAUCCGUUGGCUUGCGUGGGAUAGUUUGACUUACCCUAAAAAUGAAGGAGGGUUAAGAUUCCGUGAUUUCAAAGCGUUUAAUAUGGCUAUGGUGGCAAAACAGGGUUGGCAUAUCAUGAAUAAUCAGAAUACUUUAUUCUCUAAAGUCUUCAAAGCCAAAUAUUUUCCUAACUCAUCUUUUUUGGCCGCGGAUCUUGGUACUAAUCCUAGUCUUGUUUGGAGGAGUUUGUGGACGGCGCGUCAAGUGCUUGUUUUGGGGAGCCGUUGGAGAAUCGGGGAUGGUAGUAAUAUCAAUGUGAUGCGAGAGCCGUGGUUGAGAGGUGUUGAGGGCGGAAGGAUGGAGGCUCCUCAGGAGGAGCAUGUCUACAGUCUAGUGGUCAAGGACUUGAUGGAUCCCCUUUGCAAACAAUGGGAUCGUAAUAAAAUUGACCAACUAUUUACUGAUGAGAUUACUGACAUUAUUUUACAGGUUCCCUUGGUGGGUGAUGUUACGGAGGAUGGCAUUGUUUGGAAGUAA
Messenger RNA from Vicia villosa (hairy vetch), 807 nucleotides. RefSeq lists its product as uncharacterized. Lineage: Eukaryota; Viridiplantae; Streptophyta; Magnoliopsida; Fabales; Fabaceae. The transcript has a single exon. Bases 1 to 807 code for a protein of 268 amino acids. The record is from RefSeq and is a predicted model, not a curated record.